Messenger RNA from Cyanidioschyzon merolae strain 10D, 711 nucleotides. RefSeq lists its product as hypothetical. Lineage: Eukaryota; Rhodophyta; Bangiophyceae; Cyanidiales; Cyanidiaceae. The record is from RefSeq and is a predicted model, not a curated record. The transcript has a single exon. Bases 1 to 711 code for a protein of 236 amino acids.
AUGCUGCGUCUCUUUAGCCCGCUGUCUGCUGACGAGGCCGCUACUUUCGCUUGCCGGGCUCUUGAACGGUUGGAAAACGACCGAACGCGGAAUCAAGGGCGUCGAGAGCCGUAUCCGAUAGGGUGCACACUCGGGACGACCAACUGGACGGACGUGCAACGCCGUUGCCAGCCGCGGUCGCCAGCGUACAAGAUCCAACUCCGCAGAACGGAACUCUCAGCGUCUGUUUCUGAGCUUCUCGUUUGUCGCGACAUACGAGACGCGAGGACUUUGCAGGCACCCCGGUGGGUGUUUACGUACGCGUUUCGAAAAGUUAAGAGCGACAGGGGUGUUACGCUUGUCAGCGCCGACAAGCGCGAACCUACGGUAUUAGUGGUGAGUGCGCGUCACCUGGGCGGGCUCCUCUGGACGCACAUGGUACUUGAGCGAGCGCGCUGCAGUGGACACAGCAUUACCUGGCGAACAGUUCGAGGUUUCCAUUUUCUGGAUGGCGAGGAGAGUUUCUCUGUAAUGCGGGAUAAGCAUACCAAGCGCCUGGUGUACUGCAUAUGCUCCGUAUCGGCAGCGUCGCAUUGGCUCGCUCGUCUGGCUAGCCCGUACGUGCGUUUAUGCCAGGAUCGCUUUCAGGUUGAGUCGGUGCGAUUUCUGCAGCAGCGCUGGGAGGAUCCUCCGGAUACGCGCAAACAUCGACGCCAGCACCGCGGGCCCUGA